This is a messenger RNA of Lathyrus sativus (Indian pea), 1056 nucleotides long. NCBI's taxonomy places the organism in Eukaryota, Viridiplantae, Streptophyta, Magnoliopsida, Fabales, Fabaceae. The record is from the annotation of a GenBank genome assembly.
AUGGAAUCUCACAAUUCUUCCAACUUGCUUAAUGCUUAUAGCCACAUAUCGAAUUAUGUUUUCAACUUCAUCAAAUCUAUUUCACUUAAAUGUGUUGUUGAUUUAGGCAUACCAGAUAUCAUACACAACUAUGGAAAACCCAUGCCACUCUCAAAACUCAUUUCUUCACUACCAAUCCAUCCUUCAAAGAAACCUUACAUUUAUCGCUUGAUGCGAAUCAUGACUCAUUCUGGUUUUUUCGCUCAACAAAAUGUUACAGAGAAUGAAUUAGAAACUGAAUAUAUGUUAACGGAUGCAUCUAGAUUAUUACUUAAGGACAAUCCAAUGAAUGUGACCCCAUUUGUCCACAUGAUGCUCAGCCCGAUUAUGACAAAUCCAUGGCAUCAAAUGUCUACAUGGUUCAGAAAUGAGGAUUCUUCAGUAUUUGAAAUGACAAAUGGGAGGCAGUUUUGGGAUUAUGUCGCCCAUGAACCGAUAAUUAAUGGUUUAUUCAAUGAGUCCAUGGCAUGUGAUUCUCGAUUAGUGAGCGAUCUGUUGAUUGAGAAUGGCAAGGAAGUGUUAUGUGGAUUGGAGUCAUUGGUUGAUGUUGGAGGAGGCACAGGAACCAUAGGAAGAGCCCUUGCGAAAUCAUUCCCACAAUUGGAGUGUAUUGUAUUUGAUCUUCCACAUGUUGUUGAUGGCUUGCAAGGAAGUGAAAAUCUAAAAUAUGUUGGAGGAGAUAUGUUUCAAAAAAUUCCUCAAGCUAAUGCUGUUUUGUUGAAGUGGAUAUUGCAUGAUUGGAAUGAUGAAGAAUGCGUUAAGAUAUUAAAAAAUUGUAAGGAUGCAAUAGUAAAGAAUGAUAAAGAGGGAAAGGUGAUUAUCAUCGACAUGGUAAUGGAAGAAGAGAAGGAAACGAUUGAAACACAACUCUUAUUUGAUAUGGUCAUGAUGGUGUUUUUCUCUGGUAAAGAGAGAACAAAAAAAGAAUGGGCCAAGUUGUUUUCCUCUGCUGGUUUCAGUGACUACAAAAUAACUCCAGUCUUAGGGCUUAGGUCUGUCAUUGAGAUUUAUCCAUGA